Messenger RNA from Ctenocephalides felis (cat flea), 1461 nucleotides. Its product is annotated as zinc finger protein 85-like. The coding region runs from base 1 to 1461 and encodes 486 amino acids. Gene Ontology annotation, molecular function: RNA polymerase II cis-regulatory region sequence-specific DNA binding; DNA-binding transcription factor activity, RNA polymerase II-specific. Gene Ontology annotation, cellular component: nucleus. The transcript has a single exon. Gene Ontology annotation, biological process: central nervous system development; regulation of transcription by RNA polymerase II. NCBI's taxonomy places the organism in Eukaryota, Metazoa, Arthropoda, Insecta, Siphonaptera, Pulicidae. The record is from RefSeq and is a predicted model, not a curated record.
AUGUCUGAAGAAACAAAUUCAAACACAACAAUUAAAAUCGAACCGUUCGAUGAUUAUCCUCAAGUGAAACAGGAAUUUGGUGAUUGUGAAAAUACAUCAGAUUUGUAUAUGGAUGAUGAUAUAUGUCUGCAGCAAUUUCUUAAAUCCGAGGUUACAGUUGACGAGGAAAUAAAACAAGAGACGAUUUAUGACCAAGAAGACGUGACUAACACAAACAAAACAGUUUUAGAUGAAAGUUCUAAUAUAAGGGUUGAAGAGGUCAGUAAUUCAAGUAAUUUAGUGGAUAGCACAAACAAAUCAUUUGAAGAAGUUUCAGCAAAAACUAAAAUAACUAAUAACUUGAAACCGUAUAAAUGUGAAUCAUGCAAUAAAACAUUCAAAACAAAAAAUAUCUUAAAACAACAUGAAAGGAUCCAUUCUGCAGAACGCUCUUAUAAGUGCAAACUAUGCAAUAAAAGAUUUUCACAGUCAAGUAAUUUAAGACAGCAUUUAUCAGUUCAUACUGGAGAACAUCCUUAUGUGUGCGAAAUAUGCAAUAAAACAUUCACAACAAAAAAUAGCUUAAAACAACAUGAAAUGAUCCAUACUGGAGAACGGCCUCAUGAGUGCAAAAUAUGCAAUAAAAGAUUUGCACUGAUAAGUAAUUUAAGAAAGCAUUCAUCAGCGCAUACUGAAGAACGUGCUUAUGAUUGUGAAAUAUGCAAUAAAAAAUUCAAAAGAAAACAAACAUUAACUCAACAUGAAAUAGUACAUACUGGAGAACGCUGUCAUGAGUGUAAUAUAUGCAAUAAAAGAUUUUCACAGUCAAGUCAUUUAAGAAGGCAUUUAUCAGUGCAUACCGGAGAACGUCCUUAUAUUUGUGAAAUAUGUAAUGAAAAAUUCAGAUUGAAAGAAUACUUAAAACAACAUGAAAUGAUCCAUACUGGAGUACGCCCUCAUGAGUGUGUAAUAUGCAAAAAAACAUUUUUAGUGUUAAGUCAUUUAAAAAGUCAUAUAUUAAUGCAUAAUGAAGAACGUGCUUAUGAUUGUGAAAUGUGCAAUAAAAAAUUCAAAACAAAACAAGCAUUAACUGAACAUAAAAUAGUACAUACUGGAGAACGGCCUCAUGAGUGCAAAAUAUGCAAUAAAAGAUUUACACAGUCAAGUAGUUUAAAAGGGCAUUUAUCAGUGCAUAGUGAAGAACGACCUUAUGAAUGUGAGACAUGCAAUAAAACAUUCAAAACUAAAUCUAUAUUAAGGCACCAUAAAAUUGUACAUACUGGAGAACGGCCUUAUGAGUGCAAAAUAUGCAAUAAAAGAUUUUCACAGGCAGGUAAUUUAAGAAAGCAUUUAUCACUGCAUAUUGAAGAACGACCUUAUGAAUGCAAGACAUGCAAUAAGACAUUCAAAACUAAACAUUUAUUAAUGCGACAUGAAAUAGGACAUAGUAGGAAACAAACUGUAAAAAAACAGUCCUUAUAA